UUUCAAUCUAGUUUGUUGUCCAUCAUGGUGCAGACGACACACCAUGAGAACAACGAGGUACGGGAUUAGUGCCCUUGCUCUGCUAUUCAUCGUAUACGUGUCCUCGACGUUAUGGAUGCACUCCAAAAUUGCGAACGGCGCCGAAUCUGCCGACUCGUACUCCGGAUCAAUUUCGUUCGACGGAAAUCUUGCGCGCUCACGAUUAAGCGAUCAAUCUUCCCGUACACAUCAUCAAUCGAUUCUCUUCAAUACAGGCACUCGACUGGAGCCGCUUGAACGACUAGAGAUUAACAGGCCCGGCUCGUUCUCUUCUUGUUUGUUGGUUAUGGAUGACAAUCAUUUUUUGACGGAAUGGCUGGCCUUCCACUAUCACGUGUUGCCCUUGCGCCGUCUCAUCAUCGCCGUCGACCCCCGCAGUGUGACAACACCAGCACCGAUUUUAAAUCGAUGGAGAUCACCAAAUUUAAACUUCAAUAUUUCCUUGUGGGCCGAUCAUGAUUUCAUGGCGGAUACAGAAGAGCACCGUGUCGCCGUAGACUGGGUCCGGCGUAAGUUCGAAAACACGAAGAUUGGUGAAGAUUUGAUUCAGCAUCGGGCCCGUCAACGUUUGUUUUAUUAUAAAUGCAUGAAGCAGCUGAAAAACGAAAACCGUGAUUGGACUAUAUUGACCGAUAGCGACGAGUAUCUUCUCAUUAACUACGAAACGGUAAAAACGACGAAGACUGGCCUGGUAACCCCGUCAGUUGACGAGCCUGGGUCCGUUUUGACCUUCUUGCAACGCGAGCUGGCUCAACCAAUGACUAAUCUAACCUCACCGUGUAUCCAGAUUCCACGAAGUCGGUUCAAUGCACAAGAAUCGGAAUCAUCGCAGGUUCAAAAACUAGUUCCACUGGGAUUAAAUGCUUCGCAAUUUCAAACUCUGCGAUGGCGUCACCACGCCGAUGCUUACAACUAUGCUGCCAAUCGGAUUUCCAAAGUCGUCAUGGACCUAUCACGGGUACCAUGGAGUGCGCUGGAACCGGUUAGCUCAAUUCACAGGCCUGUUCGAUCUCUGUGUGGUCGUCGAAAACUACACUUGCGGGCUCCCGAACAGGUGUUUGUCAUUCAUCACUAUCUCGGCACAUGGGCACAAUAUUCUUACCGGGAUGAUUCCCGAAAAGGCAACGAACGCGGGCUCUUGGCUUACCAAAAGGCUCAGCAGUUCGUGGACAAAGUUGAAACGGAUGACGAUAUUCGCCCUUGGUUAGAUGGUUUUGCUCGGCGAACAGGAGUAGAAAUCGCUACGGCCUUGCUGGCAGGGGUGGGCGUCAUUGACCCUUAG
Molecule: messenger RNA, 1321 nt
Organism: Phaeodactylum tricornutum CCAP 1055/1
Lineage: Eukaryota; Bacillariophyta; Bacillariophyceae; Surirellales; Neidiaceae
Exons: 2
Coding region: 44-1321 (425 amino acids)
Source: RefSeq, a predicted model, not a curated record